Spirometra erinaceieuropaei is the source of this 513-nucleotide messenger RNA. The record is from the annotation of a GenBank genome assembly. Lineage: Eukaryota; Metazoa; Platyhelminthes; Cestoda; Diphyllobothriidea; Diphyllobothriidae.
AUGAAGCGUGCUCGUGACAUUCGCGACCAGUUUGUCAACCUGCUGGAGCGCGUUGAAAUUUUGCCAAAGAGCAAUCCCGGCGAUCACGUUAGCAUCAGAAAGGUAAGUUAUUCAGUGACAGUUCGCGUUUCGUCGUCCCAGCCGACUUUCAGCCGUCUAACCCCCCCCCCACACACACCCUUCUCUCCGCACUCUUUUCAGGCCCUGACCGCGGGCUUCUUCUACCACACUGCUCGCUUCACCGGCAAUGGGUACAAGACUGUGAAACAUAAUCACACCAUCCAUCCGCACCCCAACUCCGCCCUCGCCGAGGAACAGCCGCGUUGGGUCAUCUAUCACGAGCUGGUCUUCACCACCAAGGAGUUUAUGCGUCAGGUCACGGAGGUGGAACCGCGUUGGCUUCUGGAAGUGGCUCCGCACUACUAUAAGGCGAAGGAGAUCGAGGAGACUACGCGCAAAAUGCCCAAAACCAAGGGCGUGUCCAAGGCCGAACUGGAUGCCCGGGAGGGCUGA